Molecule: messenger RNA, 748 nt
Organism: Anthonomus grandis grandis
Lineage: Eukaryota; Metazoa; Arthropoda; Insecta; Coleoptera; Curculionidae
Exons: 2
Coding region: 62-748 (228 amino acids)
Molecular function (GO): nucleic acid binding
Source: RefSeq, a predicted model, not a curated record
GUUAAUUGAGUUUUUAUAUUGUUUUUGUGACUUUCCUUAUUUUCGUAUCAUUAUCGCCACAAUGGCUGCAUACACUACCGAAGAAUACGCCGAUAUUGUCUUUGCUUAUGGAAGAGCCAAUGGUAAUACGCGAGAAGCACAAAUAAUUUAUGAGGAGCAAUACCCCAAUAGGCGUGUGCCCUACCACAACACUUUUGCUAACACUUUUCGUCGAUUAAGGGAAACAGGCAAUCUAAAUUUUCAAGAACCGAGGAUCAAUCGGAGGCAGUAUGAUGUCGCUGUAGAUGAAAACGUAAUUCGCGCAUUCGAUGAGGAUCCCACCACUAGUACAAGGAAAGUAGCUACAGAUCUGAACAUUUCUACAUGGAAAGCAUGGUCAAUUGUCAAGGCAGAAGGAAGGCAUCCUUUCCAUUACACCCCAGUGCAAGGUCUUCUACAAGCCGACUAUGAGCGACGGGUACAAUUUUGCCGCUUUUUGCUUCACGCAGACGUUGAAAAUGGACACUUUUUAAAAAGCGGCUUAUGGACAGAUGAGUCAACAUUUACACGUGCGGGGAUAUUUAACCAACAUUAUUUACGUUAUUGGGAAAACAAAAACGUAAAUCCGCAUUUGACCAGAGCCAAGUCUUUCCAAACAAGAUUCAGUGUUAAUGUUUGGGCAGGUGUAAUUGGGAGACACCUCAUCGGUCCACACUACUUGCCGAGAAACCUCAACAGGGACGAUUACUUACAUUUUUUUACAAAAUGA